This is a messenger RNA of Helicoverpa armigera (cotton bollworm), 3188 nucleotides long. It is a transcript of the gene pb, whose product is annotated as homeotic protein proboscipedia. Gene Ontology annotation, molecular function: RNA polymerase II cis-regulatory region sequence-specific DNA binding; DNA-binding transcription factor activity, RNA polymerase II-specific. NCBI's taxonomy places the organism in Eukaryota, Metazoa, Arthropoda, Insecta, Lepidoptera, Noctuidae. Gene Ontology annotation, biological process: regulation of transcription by RNA polymerase II. The record is from RefSeq and is a predicted model, not a curated record. Bases 380 to 2407 code for a protein of 675 amino acids. Gene Ontology annotation, cellular component: nucleus. The transcript has 4 exons.
GUCGCCACGCCACACUGACAUUGCGAUAGUAACGCUGAUAACAAAUUUCUAGUAAAUCCUUUUUUGCUGACUGUUCGUGCCUAGUGUUUUAUAGACGAGAACUGUGUAUCGUGAAUACUUACUCGAGUUUAAGUGCAGUGCUGUGUUUUGUGAUUCUUGGAUAAUGACUAAGAUUUUUGUGUUGACUGUACCUAGUGGUCUUGCGUCGUGUUAAGGUAUAUCAUGCUGCUACUGUCAACAUCCAGUGCAGCAAUAUUACACAAGAAUCUCCGAUUCAAAUAAACCUGAUGUAUUUCGAAAAAUGACGCAUGCGGCCAAACGUAAGACGAAGACGUCCCGUGAAUGAUCAGGCGUUGGGCAGCGCGGCACACACACAGCGAUGCAAGAGAUAUGCAACACCGCUGCCUUGCCGCUCGACACUAACCCGCUGGUGCGCAAGAUAAAAUGCGAAGAGUUUCCCACGAUCAGAGGGAAGCAACACACGAGAGUUGGCAUGGGGGUGCGCGAUGAGAUGGAAGAGGACUUCGCCGUGAAGACGAGGAACACGCCGCCGAUGGGGCCGGCGCCGGGGCAGGACCACCCGCGCAUGGAGCAUGGUGGCAACGGCUUCUGGCUGGCGGCCGUCACCACCGCCGGCGCGCCGCACCCCAUGCUCGAGACAUGCACUGAGACUGGCUUCAUCAACAGCCAACCUUCCAUGGCUGAGUUCAUGACUGCCUUACCGCAACUAGGAGGAGGAGAACUCAGCCCGCAACAUACUCCCCCGGGCUACGCGCCCGACCUGCCCUCGCCUGGUGGCGGCCUCAACGUGCCCGAGUACCCUUGGAUGAAAGAGAAAAAAACUACGAGAAAGAGCAGUCAACAAGAGAAUGGAUUGCCGCGACGAUUGCGCACGGCUUACACGAACACACAGCUACUGGAGUUGGAGAAAGAGUUCCACUUCAACAAGUACCUGUGCCGACCCAGAAGAAUUGAGAUCGCAGCCUCAUUAGACCUUACUGAGAGACAGGUGAAGGUCUGGUUCCAAAACAGGCGUAUGAAGCACAAGAGACAGACGCUCAGCAAGACCGAAGAUGGCGACGAUAAGGAUUCCACUACUUCAGAAGGGGGAAAGAGCUCUAAGACAGGACUCGACAAAUUUUUAGACGAUGACGGACCGCUCUCUGGCAAGAAAAGUUGCCAGGGUUGCGAGUUACCACCCGGCGCUCUCUGUUCCCCGGCAGAGGAUCUGCCAGAGUUAGCGUCGCGCACACGGAAUAACAACACUCCAAGCGCUACCAACAACAACAGCUUUGCAAGUGACGGCGCCUCUAGCGUGGCCUCGUCCUCUUCUCUCGACAAACUUGCAGAAGACGACUCGCGAGACGGACAUCCUCCUAUCACAGUAAUGACAACAGCUCCAAGGAACUUAACCAAGAGGAUCAAACAAGAAUCAAGGAAGCGAUCACCGUCAUUGGAUGCCACGUGUAAGGUAUCGCCAUCGUCUUCUAAAGAUGGUCUUGGCCCAGUAGUUGGACUUGCAGAUAGCGGAAAAUUCUCAUCAGUAAAUCUGACACCGUCGUCAACGCCAGGUACUCCAUCGAGCAUGCACCCGAGUCCACUGGGCCACUAUCCCAGACCAUCGCCUCCGAAUGCCCCGCCAGGCCCACCGCACCCUCAAGCUGUGCCCAAUGCGAUGCCACCUUAUGUCAUCAGAGGUAACGCGCCACCCGGACAGUUCGUUCCGCACCCUGACUUCCGCAUGGACUCCAAACAAUUCAUUGGUAAACUAGCACAAUACCCGCAAGGUAACAGAGGCUACGAAGCUUACGGGACUGCAAUUCAGACUGCUGAACAACACGGAUAUGUGCGCAACCAGCAGCAUUCACGGCAAGAUGGAUCUCCUUCCACGAGAACAACUAAUGGUGUAGGAUCCCGGCAAACAUACCCGCAUGAGAUGUAUCAAAACUAUGGAUAUCCAGCAUACGGCAAAGAUCAAGUAGCAUACGGUCAUCCUGGAUAUGACCAGUCGCAGGGUUACACCGGAGAACACAUGGGUUAUGCAAAUAGUCACUACGGCUACCACUACCACGAAGGUGCGCAGCAUGACCAUGGGCAUAACUACUAUGCUACUGAGGGCCAGAAGGCCGCGCAUGGAGCUGACUACUCAAAGAACUACUAUGAUGGGAACGCUUACGCGCAGCAAGCAGCAGCCGGGUACGCAGCGGGGAGCGCGCAGGCCGGCGCGGCGGGCGCGGCGAGCGAGGCCUACAACGGCACCGAGUGCGCCGAGGGCUACGGCUCCUUCCAGCAGUUCUACGAGGCCACGCACGCCGCGCCUGCCGGAGACAACUCCAACUCCUCCUCGGACUUUCACUUCCUCAGCAAUCUCGCUAACGAUUUCGCACCUGAAUAUUACACCAUUUGAGAUAAGGACUUCGCCGAGCAGGCGAGUGAUCUGUUCGUGUAAGAUAAUUUAUAUGAUACUGUGUACGGGACGUUUAAAUAUAAGGGUUACGGUGUUGACACUCCAGUGUUCGCAAAAGGCGAUGAAGUAUAAGAUUGCUAUUCACGGCUAAUCCUAAUCCAAUUUAAGUUUGUUUUGUUAUAAUAGUUGCUAUGAUAAAUGAUAAUGUAAUAAAUUGUAAAUAAAUACUUAUCUCUUAAUAUUAUUGUAAUAGAUAAUUUAAAAUAAAUUUUUACUCUGAUGCGUACUACAGAAUAAAAAUAGAUAAUGAUGAAUUUGAUUAAAAAUAAAUAAAUGCCCAGUUGCGAAAAUACUUAUUCAUGAUCGGAGAUAUAUUUAAGAAAAGAAAAUUAACAGUUUAUCCAAUCUAAGAGCCAUUGUUUGAUACAUACUUGCGCGGAUUACCAAUAUAAAUACUGUUGAUAUAACAUAAUUAUGAAUAAAUUGUAAUUAAAUCUGGUAUCCAUGUAAAUUUCUACAAAAUAUUUAAAGUUUGUCUUGUAUCCAAACACCUUUUCACGUGUUCAUGAUAAGAGAUAAUGAAUAAAAAUCAUUUUACGACACUUAAUAAUAGAAAUUGUUUACAAACUUAAGGAAUAGUCGUUGCCUUAUUUAGUUAAUAUUGUUUUGUGACUAUAAGACAUAUUGUAGAUACAUUUUAAGAUAGUUUGUUAAGUCAUUAUUAUUGUAGAUAUCAUCAGCUCUAUCAUUUUGGCCUAUUAAAAGAAUAAAUCAUUUGGUG